UUUAUAUUAUGUUAUUCUUGAUUAAGUAACUUAUGUUUUUGUUUUAUAUACAUGUGUAUUACUUAGUAUUCUCUUCAAGGGCUCUUUCAAUAACGUAUCGCAGAUUUUCAACUUCUUUUAUUAAUUCUCCUAGAAAUUUCACUUAUAAUUUUAACAAUUCUCAUAUAAAUACGUUUUCCCAGCCAUUUAAUAACAGAAUUGAACAGGAUUUAAUUAAAUCAUCCCAAUUCUCUAAUGGAAGGAUUCCUCUAUAUUACGCGGUUAAAUUAGUCCUUCCCGAAGGUGAGAAGGUAAUUGAAAGCGGUGAGGAUGAGUAUAUAUUGGAAUCAGCUGAAAAUCAGGGAGUUGAGCUUCCCUAUAGUUGUCGAGGUGGUAGCUGCUCUACUUGUGCAGCCACAUUGGUGUCUGGAGAAAUAGAUAACAGUGAACAGAGUUAUUUGGAUGAUGAGCAGGUGAAGAAGGGCUACUGUUUGCUCUGUACGAGCUACGCAAAGUCAGACUGUACCAUAGAAACACACAAAGAAGAGAAACUACAUAAAGAAGAAGAGACUAAUUUAAAGCAAUAAUAUAAUAUAAAAAA
Molecule: messenger RNA, 580 nt
Organism: Theileria parva strain Muguga
Lineage: Eukaryota; Apicomplexa; Aconoidasida; Piroplasmida; Theileriidae
Gene: FD1
Product: Ferredoxin-1
Exons: 3
Coding region: 33-566 (177 amino acids)
Biological process (GO): electron transport chain
Molecular function (GO): electron transfer activity; 2 iron, 2 sulfur cluster binding
Source: RefSeq, a predicted model, not a curated record